Molecule: messenger RNA, 1396 nt
Organism: Ornithodoros turicata
Lineage: Eukaryota; Metazoa; Arthropoda; Arachnida; Ixodida; Argasidae
Exons: 4
Coding region: 7-1311 (434 amino acids)
Source: RefSeq, a predicted model, not a curated record
GGAACCAUGCAUUACCCCGCGCGGAUUCCGAUACGCUGUGUUGUCGCGUCUGGUCCAGGCAUAAGAAUCCAGGAAUUUCCCAAGAUGAAGAAAAGGCGUAUUCUGGAUGAGACGAGCGAGUGGCAAGCACUGACUGCUGGCGGUAGCUCAGAAAAUGAUCUCAACAUUUCAGAUGACAUGUCCUCCGCGACCUCAGAUCGUUCAGGACAAGGGCUCCUGAUCGGGACCAGCGUUGCCGUAAGCAUCGCGUUUUUCGUAGGCUUUCUUGUCUAUAUUACCACGCACGCCAACGUUCCUGAGAGUGACCUUCUGUGGGGCAGCGAACUGAAUGACGCAACCGGCUUCGCCACCGCUCGACGCACGAAUCUGUCGCACAGGGUUACGACUUUGCCACCGACCAAGGUGACUCGGAGCGGUCAGACACUGCAGAAACCUACGAGCUCUCCGACGGCAACUGCAACUGAUGUCUCCACGCUACCAGAAGUGAUUCUUGUUGUAGCCACCGAAACCGAGACGUCGGUAAUGGAAGCAUCACAUGCCUCUAGUACGUCCUCACGCAUCACCGUUACAAGAGAGGUCACCACGUCUACCACAACCGAUACCAGUUCAUCGCAAGCCACACAGUCACGAACACACCCAAAAACUACAACUUCCACUUCACUUGGGACAACUAGGUCAUCGAAAGCCACAGAAACUACGAAGGUUGUGAAAAGACGAAAAAAAAGAACCAGGUCGAAAAAGAGGACCCCGCCGAAGAAAGUGAUAAUAUCGACGCCGACGAAGUUGCCCACAACCACACGGCCGAAGAAUGUCAGAAGGCGAGCGAAAGUCACUAGGCGAGCAAAAAUCGUUAGGACAUCGAAAGCUACGACAACCUCAAAGCCUGCUUCAAGACGCACUACAACGUUAGAUACCAGCGCAGAACUCGAAGACACCGGAAGCACGGAAGAAAUACCUGAAGACAUCACCGUAACAAGGACCAGCACUACACCGUCGCAAAGUACUUCAGAAACUACGGAAUUGCUGUGGUUCCUACAGAGCGACGAGACCACAACAGCUUUCAGGACCACAGCGUCACCUUCCAGACGGCUUCGUCCAACGAAAGCUUUCAUGCCGAAAGCAACCACUAGCGUUUUCGUGAAGUACGAUUUGACACUGCCGGAUUUUGCUUCAACAAGUACAACCACAGAGGACGACGUGCUCGAUGAUCCAGCCUUCAGAGAUUUCAUCGGGAGGUUGACGCCCAGGCCGUUCGCACGCGCGCGAGAAGGGGCCAAGCGUGUGCUUGGGCACAACCCCAGGACUAUAUAGUACUCAUUAUGUAUUACGAUUCAACUUGCCUGUUCGUUUAUAAUCUUUUUUCAUAACUGAAUACAUAUUGAUGAUGUUGUGCAGA